This is a messenger RNA of Eruca vesicaria subsp. sativa (arugula), 1065 nucleotides long. Lineage: Eukaryota; Viridiplantae; Streptophyta; Magnoliopsida; Brassicales; Brassicaceae. The record is from the annotation of a GenBank genome assembly.
AUGUCUUCCUCCGGUGCUGCUGCGGCGUCGACAUCUGGAUCUUCGUCUUCUCCAGCGGCUGCUUCGUCAUCCUCCACGACCACGUCCUGGUUCUCCGGAAUUGUUAGAGGCAAAUCAGGAACGGGGAAGCUAACGAAAAGCGCGUCGACGGUGGGAGGAGGAGGAGGAGGAGGAAGCGGGGAUUACGGUGGACCAAUCAAAGGGAAGAACCAGUUUCGCGGAGUUUUGUUCAGAUACGGUCCCAAAUCUAUUCAGGUGGCUUUUAAGACAGGAGAGUAUAAACAACAAGUGAUAUUCAUCGGUGGAUUAACCGAUGGUCUUUUAGCUACUGAUUACUUGGAACCUCUUGCAAUUGCUUUGGAUAAAGAGAAAUGGUCACUUGUUCAGCUACUCAUGUCCUCUUCGUAUUCUGGAUUCGGCACUUCAAGCUUGAAACAAGAUGCACAAGAGAUCGACCAACUUAUAAGUUAUCUCAUCAACAAAGAGAAUUCUGAAGGUGUUGUUCUGCUUGGUCAUAGCACUGGCUGCCAGGACAUUGUGUAUUACAUGGGAACAAAUGCUGCAUGCUCCCGAGCCGUCCGAGCUACAAUUUUGCAGGCACCGGUGAGCGAUAGAGAGUACAAAGCAACACUCCCUGAAACACCAGCUCUGAUAGACUUGGCUGCAAAAAUGAUAAGCGAAGGCCGAGCAGAGGAACUAAUGCCUAGAGAAGCUGAUCCUUGUGCUCCAAUCUCUGCUUAUAGAUAUCACUCCCUCUGCGCUUACAUGGGAGAUGACGAUAUGUUUAGUUCUGACCUUAGUGAUGAUCAGUUGAAAACUAGAAUUGGUCAUAUGGCUAACACACCUUGUCAGGUGAUUUUCUCCAUGGGUGAUGAGUAUGUACCGGAUUAUGUCGACAAAAAAGCACUGGUUAAUAGAUUAAGUAAAGCAAUGGGAGGAGCAGAGAAAGUGGAGAUAGAGCAUGGAAACCACUCUCUAUCCAAUAGAGUUCAUGAAGCUGUUCAAGCCAUUAUUGGUUUUGUCAAAAGAGAAGGACCCAGUGGUUGGGAUGACCCUUGGAGCUAA